Molecule: messenger RNA, 549 nt
Organism: Cylicocyclus nassatus
Lineage: Eukaryota; Metazoa; Nematoda; Chromadorea; Rhabditida; Strongylidae
Source: the annotation of a GenBank genome assembly
AUGCAUGAUUUAUCCAAAUUAUCCGAUGAGAAACGAGGAUCAUGGAAUCGUAUCAGUGGAGCUUCAUCAUCUGGACAUAAGUCCGGCUCGGAGUCUUCCCAAGGAGCUCGCGACUCUGGCGCCAGUCAAGAGGAACAAGGGGAGAAAUUCAAGCAGAAGAGCGCUUUGAGAACCAAAACUUUCGGUUUCUUCAACUAUAAGUACAUAAGGCCCCAAUAUCACAUUGAACAGUUCCGAAGUGAUGAGAAGCACAGCAAGAAUUACGACGAUGACGAAUUUGCAAAUGGUGGGCAGCAUAGUGAACGUGGAUCAUAUCAUGACAGAGGACAUGACAGCUAUGCGAAAGAACAUGAUGAACACGGUGACCACGAAACUUUUUCUGAGUCUGGCGAAGAAGAUUACGGAUUCAAAGAAUCAGCCUAUGACAAAGAAUUUGAAAACGAGAAAGCAGACGAUUUCGUACAUGGAUCUCGUGGGCGUGGCAAGAAAUCUAGUUCCAAUCGCUUUGUUCCUUUCCAUCAUGACCAAUACGAUCGUUAUCAAAAAUAA